AUGUCUGUCAAGCAAAAAGAACAAACAUUUGAGGAGGAUUUAUUUCAUUCGAUUACAAUGUGUGAAGAAAUCUCCUGGCAAGAGGGUUACACUGAAGGAGUUCAAGAAGCCACAGCCAAAAGCUAUGAAGAAGGCUUUGCUCUGGGUGCUCAAAAAGGGACUGAAAUAGGAUCAGAGGUUGGAUUCUAUGCGGGUUAUGCUGCUCGCAUUUUAAAUUUAAAGAAGGGGGAGGACUCUAAAUCAAGGAUUAUUAAGGUUUGUGAAGCUAUCGUAAAACUAGCAAACACAUUUGAAUCUGUGGAACCAACAGAUGAAGUGCUGACUGACAACCUCAACAACAUUAGAGGCAAAUUUAAACAGCUGACCUCCCUCCUGGGUGUGCAGGUCGAGUACAGCGCUACCUUUGGCAACAGUAUAAAGGGCACAUCUUUCUGA
Candidula unifasciata is the source of this 435-nucleotide messenger RNA. Lineage: Eukaryota; Metazoa; Mollusca; Gastropoda; Stylommatophora; Geomitridae. The record is from the annotation of a GenBank genome assembly.